AUGGGUCUUGUCCUGAAUAUCCUCAACGAUCUUGUUUAUGCUGGUUUUGAUAAGCUGCAAGAAAUGGUCAUUGAUGUUGGUUCUGAAGAGGUGCUAACUUUGCUGGGUUGUUUAUUCACUUCAGAAGCUCCUUUGACUGACACAUUCCUGAGGAAACAUUGUACAACAAGGAAACGUAAAGCGCUGACACCAUUGGUGCAAGAAAAUGCUGUUGCAGGAGAUGCAGACAAAUUUGUAGCUAUUAAAGUUUAUAUUAGAAAGACCGACAAGAGGAUUCUUUACGCGGAGUGCAGAGAAGAUUUCAUUGAUCUUCUAUUCACUUUUCUUGCUAUACCGCUUGAGUUUGCCUGGGACCUUUCUGUUGACAUUGUGAAUAUGGGCUGCGUUGGAAAUCUGAGCAGAAGUGUGAAAAAUUUGAGCUUUGAGAAGCAGAAAGAAGCCACAGUUUCCCAAUGUGUGCUUCCUUAUUAUUAUAAGUUCAGGGCUCAACUGCUUGAUAUUGUCAUUCAGGAAGAAGAUUCAGAAUAUGAAUGUUUGGUCCCCCGCAAUGGAUAUCCGAGUUCAAAUUGCAAGUUCUCCAAGAAGAUUAAGAAAGAUGUGCUUUCUAAUGGUGAACGGAUUGUGAAGUUCACCCAAAUGCAUUCAAACACAAGUAGUUACGCUGGGGUUGGAUUUGUUAAGGGAGAAACAAAUUUCAUAGUGUCAGAUGAUCUGUUUAUCACACCGAUGAGCACAUCAUCAACAAUCUCAUUACUAAGCAAGUUGCAGAUGAACAUCAGUGAUAUCGAUGAGCAAGUGAUUAACAUUAGCAAGGCAGAGGCCGUUGGCUUGCUGAGAGCUUCCUUGAUCACAACUUCUGCACUAACCAAUGGUCUUUCCAACUUCCUCUCAAAGAUGUAG
Brassica napus (rape) is the source of this 900-nucleotide messenger RNA. RefSeq lists its product as uncharacterized. NCBI's taxonomy places the organism in Eukaryota, Viridiplantae, Streptophyta, Magnoliopsida, Brassicales, Brassicaceae. Bases 1 to 900 code for a protein of 299 amino acids. The record is from RefSeq and is a predicted model, not a curated record. The transcript has 3 exons.